UUCUUUCCCCUACUAAGCUAGCUAAAAUAAAAUUUAAGGCAACCGAAAUAUGCAUCCAAUCUAUGUGAGACGAGACCCCAGCAUCCCUACCUAUGGACUCCGGCAGUCUAUCUUACUGAACACCAGGUUUCAGGAUUGCUAUGUGGACUCACCAGCUCUCACCAACAUCUGGACGGCCAGAACAUGUGCAAAGCAGAACAUCAGUGCACCAGCACCAGGUACCACCUCUUCUUGGGAAGUUGUAAAGAACCCAUUCGUUGCCAGUUCAUUCUCCCUGGUUAAGCUGGUGCUCAGGCGACAACUGAAGGAUAAAUGCUGCCCAGUACCACGCAAGUUUGGAGAAGCAAAACCCUCAAAGAAAUUAAAGCCCAAGGACAAUUCAGCAGUGAAAGCCACUCGGCGGGGCAGGAUAAGAAACUCCAUCAGUUCCAAGAGCAAGCAGCCUGUGGGGCAGCAGCCAGGCUCACCUAGGCGCAGGCGGCCUGCAGGAGGCAUCAAUGAGAGUAAAGCAAGUUCAAAGGAGAAAAAAGUAACAGUCAGCCAAGAUCUUGAGAACAGAUAUGCUGAACAUGUGGCUACCACCCAAGUGCUACGCAGGGACAUUGGGAGAGCAGCCUGGAAGGGCCAGGAGUUGCUUCCUGAAGCCAGAAAGAGACAGCAGUUGUCAGACAUGCUAACCAUCCAUGGCCUACCCACAGAGGGUUACCAGGCUCUGUACCACGCUGUGGUUGAGCCGAUGCUGUGGAAUCCUUCAGGGACCCCCAAGAGGUACAGCUUGGAGCUGGGCAAGGCCAUCAAACAAAAGCUCUGGGAGGCUCUGUGCAGCCAGGCUGCCACCCCAGAAGGUGCUCAGAAGGACCCAUUGCCGGGCAGGCCAUGGCUGGAGGUCAACAAGGAGCCUGUGCCCAAGAAAUGGCCCAAGUUAAAGAGGGAGAAAUAGAAACAGGAACUCACACGUUGAGGAUAUUCUCUGCUAGAUGUCUAAAAAAUAAACACCAUUUUGCACCUU
Molossus molossus (Pallas's mastiff bat) is the source of this 1009-nucleotide messenger RNA. RefSeq names its product chromosome unknown C22orf31 homolog (gene CUNH22orf31). Bases 50 to 940 code for a protein of 296 amino acids. The record is from RefSeq and is a predicted model, not a curated record. Lineage: Eukaryota; Metazoa; Chordata; Mammalia; Chiroptera; Molossidae. The transcript has 3 exons.